Molecule: messenger RNA, 783 nt
Organism: Echinococcus granulosus
Lineage: Eukaryota; Metazoa; Platyhelminthes; Cestoda; Cyclophyllidea; Taeniidae
Product: Proliferating cell nuclear antigen
Exons: 5
Coding region: 1-783 (260 amino acids)
Biological process (GO): regulation of DNA replication; mismatch repair; translesion synthesis
Cellular component (GO): PCNA complex
Molecular function (GO): DNA binding; DNA polymerase processivity factor activity
Source: RefSeq, a predicted model, not a curated record
AUGUUUGAGGCUCGGUUGCCGCAAGCUGAUGUAUGGAAGAAAGUCAUUGACGCCAUCAAAGAGUUGGUGCAAGAGGCGACAAUUGACUGCUCUGAUACUGGCAUUAGCCUUCAGGCAAUGGACAGUGCGCACGUCAGUCUUGUUUCCCUCUUAAUGCGUAGCGACGGGUUUGAAACAUUCAGGUGUGAUCGAAAUAUGUCCCUCGGUCUCAAUAUCGCAAGUGCUGCGAAAAUCCUGCGAUGCGCUGGCUCCACUGAUUCAAUAACUCUUAAAGCUGGAGACAAGGCUGACACCAUAACCUUUCUUUUCGAGUCAAAGAAUCAAGAGAAGGUUUCUGAAUUCGAACUUAAACUCAUGGAUCUUGAUGUCGAUCAUCUCGGCAUUCCUGAAACUGAUUAUAAGUGCGUUAUCAGAAUGCCUGCUUCGGAACUUCAGAGAAUCUGCCGCGAUCUUGGACAGAUCGGUGAUUCUGUCGUUAUUACUGUGGCCAAGGAUGGCGUUGGGUUCAGCUCUACCGGCGACCUAGGUUCAGGAAAAAUUAAGCUUUCCCCGAGUGGCAACGCGGAUAAACCCGAGGAGUCCAUUUCAAUAGAGAUGAGUGAGUCUCUCACCAUGACCUACUCUCUGCACUACUUCAAUAUCUUUGCGAAAGCCGCGCCUUUGUCCAGUCAAGUGAUUCUAUCACUCACUGCUGACGUACCCGCAGUCGUCGAGUUCCCGAUUGAGGAUUUGGGACACAUACGCUACUAUCUUGCACCUAAAAUUGAGGACGAUGAGGCGUGA